AUGUGGUGCUUGACGUGCGUCAACUGCAAGUGAGCCACGAGAAGGCCCCUGAUUUUACAUUUUUGUCACAGCGAUCCCGAAGAAAUUUUGUGACACACCACAGUUUUCAAACAUUUGUUACCACACGAAAUCAGAGACGCGUAGUCCGUCUGCCCCGUCUUCAUGGUUAAGUGUUUUUGACGUCAGCAACUACACAUAAAUGUCGUGGACAGUUCGAAAAGACAGUUAUCGUGUUUCAAAGAACUACGAAGCGCUGGCCGAAAUGGGGAGCAGAUGAAAAGGGAGAAGAGCCAAGAGUUGAGAAGUUCAGGUACAGACGGAAACAUCGAGACACGACUGAAGGUGUACUUUUCCUGCGCGCGCUUCAUAAACAGUUGACUUGUUCCGGAUCUAGCUUUUGAUAAGAAAAAAGUAAUAAUCGGCCAGAGUUGUGUCAAAGUUUCUGUGGCGGAAAAAGGAAGGCACAAACAUGUCGCUUCCAGGCGUCAUCUCAAAAAGAAUAUUCGGCGAUUCCGACGGAAACGGUAAGGAAACUUUCGACGCUCCGUCUCCUAGGACUCUUUUAAUGGCCUCCUUCUUCCAGACCUCUUCGACUCUUGUAUCCCGCAGAUCUUGCCUUGCUCGUGCCUGUUUCUAUCGCUCCGUAUCACAAACUGUAUCCCUUGUGAGUCCACGCAGCCACAAAGCAACAAACGAACACAAUUUUUUCAUUUUUUUACAUCGCUGAAUUGGAUUUUUUGACAUAAAAAAACGAAAAAAAAAAACACGGAAAACACUCAUUUUUUCCACAGCCUGAAUACAGCCCACAAUAGACGUUUUGCAGAAAGAGCGAAGAUCGUAACCUCGAGGAGACGAGGGGGGCGGAGCUAUUAAUUGAUGACGUACUAACGAAAAGGACACGGAGGGAACUUGUGGACAAGGAAAUGGGUGUAUAGCAAGACCCUGAAAGUGAUGGUCAUUUGGGACAACGUACGUAUAUUUCAAACUAUUAAUACAAGUCAAAAUGCGUUCAAUAGAACAAGUUUCAAAGACGUCACUCUUAUCUGUAGAGCUCCCGCUCUGCCCUCCCCCCACUACUUUUACAUUAAUAAUAACAAUAACACCCCUCUCUGUCCAGAUUUCUUCUCUCCCUCUCUCUCUCUCUCUCUCUUUUCCGUUCCUCUCAAGUUCAUGGUGAUCUGUGAUGCGAAAAAGAUAAUAUUUCCUCUUGUGUCGAAUGAAUUUAUUCACAUAUUCUAGAGAAGAUCAGCAUCAAACAGUGUUUGUUGCACGCAAAAUCGCGCAAGACGACAAUGUCUUUAUAUGAAAAAGCGGACGGGCUUCUAGGCACUCACGUGCUAUGGCAAGACAUUGAGACGGAGAUGCAAACGGUUCUGGGUACGGAGGCAAAGUUCGGCGAGCACAGGCAUGUCAGCGAUCUCGGAGAGAUGAAGGUGAGUCUCUGUCAGUGCUUUCACGUCCCUUUUUCAUGAAUCUUUGCAGGGUUUCAUGUCGAAAAUCGCCCUGCUCAAUGUCGAUUGGACUGCUCGUUCUCGAGAGAUCAAUGCUCUCAUGAACUCUACAAACUCCAAAAGUCAUCAUCAUUGCGACCAGCUCCCUUCGAGACUCGUCGCCAAAAUUUCAUCGGAGCUCUCUUUGUACGGUUUCUCGGAGCUCGUCGGCUCUUGUCAAUGGGAUAUUGAGAAGAUGCGGUCAAUGUCGUCGGUAGUGAAAGAGAGUCACAAUCGAGAGGUCGCCAUGUAUCGGAUCAUCGCGAGAGAACAGCCGAUCGGCUGUCCAACUAUUCGGGUGUUUGCUCUCAAAGAGUUUUCAGAGCACAAUCCAUUGAAGGCUUAUAUAAUAUCUGAGUACAUUCCCAACUUGUGCCACAUUGGAAUGCACCAGAACAUUGAGAUGGACGACUUGAGGCCUGUCGUCGACGGAAUCGCUGCUUUUUCAGCGAUGGGCGAGGAGAUGACUGAAGAGGAAAGAAGUGGAACAGUCGGAGAAGUCUACAUCGAGGAGGCUAUCAAGUAUUUAUUUGAUGAACAUGUGAGUUGCCGGCUUAAUUUUGAAGCCCAAUAACAUUUGGCUCCCGUUGCGGAUUUCAGAACUCUGACGGUAUGCGACAAAAACUGAUUCAAGUGCUCGGGGUUAUGUAUGAGGAGAAGAUCGAUGCGGCCAUGAAUAUAUUUGAUCUGAUCUGUGGGAGUACCACAAUUCUGCAGAAUUACUCGAUGGUCUCAAAGUUUUUAGGUGAGUUUGACUGACUGGUUGAUUCAAAAAUAUAUCAAAUUGUUUGUAUUGCAGGCCACAAACCGGUGCUGAUGCACUCGGAUAUCUGGCCGUCCAACUUGCUUUUCACCCGACACUCUCUCUCAAAUCGUCUGCAAUUCAAAGCUCUUAUUGACUUUCAGACUGCUUCUUUGAGCAGUCCAGGACUAGAUAUUGCGUGUCUCACUGUUACCUGCCUCUCCACAAAGGUACUGUUUCAUGAGUUUCAUGAGAGAACUCACAAGACCCUUUUUCAACUGUUUCAGGAUCGUCGUAACCAUAAAACUAGCGUUUUAAACCGCUACUAUGAGAUGUUCACUAAAAGUCUCAAAAACGCGAGGCCAUCUCCGUAUUCUCGCGAACAACUGACGAACUCUUAUGAGUUGUGUUUUCCGGCUGCCGUCAUUCUAAUGCUUCCAUUUAUAAUAUCUUUUUCUAUGAGAGCCUCAGAGACUGUAGGUUUUUUAAUUUCUGAAAUUCUAAAAGAAAACCUCGUUUUUUCCAGAUUCCCGAAGCAUCCGUAGACAAAAUCAUCGGACUUAUCGAGGAUUUAGCUGAUGUUCAUCGGUCCAAUCUGCUGAAAUUUCCAGAAUUUUUCACGAUGCGUUGA
This is a messenger RNA of Caenorhabditis sp. 36 PRJEB53466, 2863 nucleotides long. The record is from the annotation of a GenBank genome assembly. NCBI's taxonomy places the organism in Eukaryota, Metazoa, Nematoda, Chromadorea, Rhabditida, Rhabditidae.